Dentiscutata erythropus is the source of this 1287-nucleotide messenger RNA. The record is from the annotation of a GenBank genome assembly. NCBI's taxonomy places the organism in Eukaryota, Fungi, Glomeromycota, Glomeromycetes, Diversisporales, Gigasporaceae.
AUGUAUAAUUCAAGUCAGAAAAACCAAUAUUACAAUGGCAGUUCUGACAAUAAUAGGGUGGACCGUUGGGGUGGUUAUGCAAAUGCAAAUCCUUCAUAUAAUCGUUCUAAUAGAGAAUCCCGUUCUGCUGCUGCAGGCACGUGGCGUACGCGAACGAAAGAUGAUGAUGACGACGAUUCCUCUUUAGGUUCAUCGGUUUAUUCUCAACCUAGUGUUCUUGGUGAUGGUCAUUCAAAUUUGAGGCGACAAAAUACUACAGAGUCACGUCGUCAAGAACCAUUAUAUGAAGAUGAACAAGAAUUUACAAAUAACUUUGAACCGUUAGAAUAUCCUCCUUCUCCUCAUUCUCCUCAUGCAGGUUCUGUAACAACUCGUGGUAGUACGGCCGCCUUGACCUCAGGAAUCACUCAACGACCUUCAUAUGAUCAAUUUGAAAAAAAUAAUGAUAUGAUGGAUCAACAAUAUUAUCGUGAUUUUAACCAAGGUCCACCAGAACAAUUUGAUGUUUACAAUGACUUCAAUAAUAACCUUCGUUCUUAUAAUUACGAUGAAGAAGCCGCGUCUAAUCCAACCAAUGUUGCAUUGGCUGGUUCCAAUGCUUACUCUAAAAGUAAUCUUAGUGGAAAGGAUUUUUCUGAUCGCGAUCUUCCUGGUGGAAAUGGUGAUGAGAAAGGUGUUCGUCAUUCGACUACCGGUGAUCAUUUAGUAGUUCAACAGAAACGAAGAAGACGCUGUUGUUGUUGUUGUUCAAGAAAAUUAUGUGUUAUAAUUACAUUUAUAAUUUUAGUUAUUUUGGGUGCUGGCCUAUUCUUUGUUUGGCCUCGUAUUCCUUCAUUUUCUAUCCAAGGGGAUAAAACCUCUCCAUCAACUAAUAAUCCAACCAUUAGAACCGAUUCUCCGCCAAUUGUUGACCUGGAUUUCACUGUGACAGCCAUGGUUGAUAAUCGUGCCAAUUGGUUACCAUUUUAUUUUAAGAGUAUUAAUGUUCAAUACUUUGAUCCUACAAACAGUCGAGCAAUUGGCAGUGGCGUUGUGAAAAACUUUAAAAUUUCUGGUCGAUCACUUUCGUCUGUUGAUAUUCCUUUAUCUAUUCUAUAUCAACCUUCUCAAGCCGAUGCAAUCGUUGAUAAUUAUGCAACUGCUUGCACAACACCUACUAAUGCUACUCAAGAUCAUCAAACAUUACUAAGUGCAACCCUUAAUUUACAAAUGUUCAUUUUUGGAUUGGAUUGGAUAUAUAAACCUACAUCAUCUAUUGCGGUUUCAGAUUUGAAAUGUCCUUAUGAA